AUGUUUUUAGAUCAGCCAACAAAAGCAUUUAAAUACCCAUCAUUUGCAAAUCCCACUUUAACAAUUUCUGCCCUUCUCAAUGCAGAGUUGUCGGGAAAUAAUUUAGGUCCCAAUCUUCUUGAAAUAAAUAACAGAUCAUUGGGGGACCCUGGUGACAGGCGUUUUCAAUGUGAAGUCUGUGGCAAAGGGUUCAGUUUGUUGGGCAAUUUGAAAACUCAUAGACGAAUACACAGUCAGGAAAAACCAUUCAAAUGUGAAACAUGUGGAAAGGGGUUCACACAGUCUGGAAACCUAAGAGCACAUGAGAGAAUACACACUGGUGAAAAACCAUUCAGCUGCCACAUCUGUGCAAAGAGUUUCGUUCAGAUUCAACACCUUAAAAGCCACAUGCGAACACACAGUGGUGAGCGACCGUACCAGUGUAAAGACUGUGGUAAAGCAUUCACACAGGCCAGUACGCUGAGGGCACAUAUUCGAAUUCACAGUGGUGAGCGGCCGUAUCAGUGUAAAGUAUGUGCGAAAGCAUUUUCACAGUCCAGCAACCUUAAAGAGCAUGUGCGUAUUCACACAAAACACCAAAAAUUGCCCAUCAACCAAGCGGCUUUAGUUGCGCUUAGUAAUGGCGUGGAUAUACCUGGGCUGUCCCCACUGGACGAGGAAGAUAAUCUGGAUGAUGACAGUAUUUUAGAUAUCUCUUUGAAUGAUUCACAUGCUGCCACUGAAAACUUAAUAUAA
Molecule: messenger RNA, 735 nt
Organism: Saccoglossus kowalevskii
Lineage: Eukaryota; Metazoa; Hemichordata; Enteropneusta; Harrimaniidae
Product: zinc finger protein 768-like
Source: RefSeq, a predicted model, not a curated record